Molecule: messenger RNA, 4503 nt
Organism: Closterium sp. Yama58-4
Lineage: Eukaryota; Viridiplantae; Streptophyta; Zygnematophyceae; Desmidiales; Closteriaceae
Source: the annotation of a GenBank genome assembly
AUGCGCGCAGCCAUCCGCCAGCUGGCCCACACCUACAGCGCGCACCUCGUCUCCCCCGCGCCUGGCGGCGCCCCCAGCGCCCCCGUGCGCCCCGUCUUCGACGGCAUGAAGAACAUUUUCACUGCCCGGCCUCUGCCCUUCGACAGCCAGGAGUUUCGCGUCGUGCUGCCCGAAAAAGACGAAGGGGCAGGCGGGGGGAGAGGUGGUGGAGGUGGGGGAAGGGGAGGGAGCAGCAGUGGUGGUGGGCGCGGGGGCGGGAGGGGCGGGCGCGGAGGGGGGGAGCGGAGGGAGCGGGCGGUGAAGGUGACUGUGAAGCUGGCCCAGCAGUACCCCAUGUCGUCCAUGGCCUCGUUUCUUCAGGGGAGACAGGCCGACAUUCCGCAAGUGCUGCUGCAGGCACUCGACGUGGCCCUGAGGGAGCGCCUGCUAAUGAACCUCACCCCGGUGGGCCGUUCACUCUACUCCGCCUCACUUGGCUCCACGCCCCUGGGCGGCGGGGUGGCGGCGUACCGCGGCUUCUUCCAGUCAGCACUCGACGUGGCAUUGAGGGAGCGCCUGCUCACCAGCCUCACCCCGGUGGGCCGCUCACUUUACUCUGUAUCCCUCGGCUCCACCCCACUGGGCGGCGGAGUAGCAGCCUACCGCGGCUUCUUCCAGUCCGUGCGCUUCUCCCAGCAGGGCCUGGCGCUCAACGUUGACAUGGCCGCCACCGCUUUCCACCAUGACAUGCCGCUCCUCACCUUCGCCGCCGACUUUCUCGGUCGCGGGGGCGGUGGGGGAGGGGGCGGGAGAGGCGGCGGGAGGGGUGGGUAUGGGGGGAGGGGAGGCCGGGGGCCGGGAGGGGGAGGGGGCGGGGGAGGGGGAGGGGGGUUUGCACCGAAUGCGUCGCUGAGUGAUGGGGAGCGCGUGAAGCUGAAGCGCGCGCUGCAUGGGAUUAAAGUGGGGGUGACUCACCGCGACACACCCCGCCGCUACCGCAUUCAGGGCCUCACACGUGAGCCAGCACACGCCCUCACCUUCACCAUUGAAGGCCAGGGCGAGACUUCCCUCGUCUCCUACUUCUGCUCGGCCUACGGCUACAGCAUCCGCCACCCCAACCUGCCGUGCGUGAUGGCGGGCGGCGGGGGGAAGAGCUACCUGCCAAUGGAGGUGUGCCACAUCAUCGGCGGGCAGCGGUACGGCCCCAAGCUGAACGAGGAGCAGGUCAGCUCGCUGCUGCGCUUCACGUGCACGCGGCCUGAUGUGCGGGCGGGGGAGAUCGGCAGCAUGGUGACCCGCAAUGACUACCCCAACGACCCGAACGCGCGCGAGUUCGGCAUGCUGGUGCAUCCCGAGAUGACUCGCCUGCAGGGCCGCCUGCUGGACGCGCCCCGCCUCGUGUACAAGGAUAAGAAGGACGUGAGUGCACGCGCUGAGGGGGGGAUGGGGACAGGGGGGAUGAAGGGGAUAUUGGGGGGGGAGGGAUAUGGGUGGGUGGGGUAUUCGUCGGUUCGCCUGCUGGAGCUGCCCCGCCUCGUGUACAAGGAUAAGGAGGACGUGCGUGGGCUCAGGGGGGGGGGCAGGCUGAUAGAGGGGGCGCGCAUAACGCACUGGACCAUCAUCAACUUCGCCCCCUACCUCGACGCCAUGGGCGUGCAGCGCUUCGGCCAGGCCCUCACGCAGCGCUGCGCUGAGCUGGGCGUGCAUCGCUUCGGCCAGGCCCUCACGCAGCGAUGUGCUGAGCUGGGCGUGCAGGUCCUCGUGCAGCACUGCGCUGAGCUGGGCGUGCAGGUGAGUCAGCAAGAGUCAAUGCGGGAGUCAAUGGGAGUCAAGAUGGGAGGCAUGGGGGAUAGUGGGGCACCGGUUGGAGCUGUGCCUUGUGCUGCCGCCCCUGACGGGCCGAGUGGAGGCGGUGGAGGCGGUCAUGCGCCAGCUGGAAUCAUCAUCACCAUCUCGCUUAUCCCGGCCCCCAUUUCCCCUCCCUCCCCUUCCCUUCAGAUGGAGCCGCGCCCGGUGGUGCCGCCCCUGACGGGGCGGGUGGAGGCGGUGGAGGCGGUGAUGCGCCAGCUGGCGGACGCUAGCAGCCGAGAGGUGCCCCCCGGGCAGUGGCUGCAGCUGGCCGUGGUGAUUCUGCCGGGCCGAGGCACGUUCUACAAUGAGAUCAAGCUGAUCGCUGAGACGCAGCUGAACGUGGUCACGCAGUGCUGCCUCGUGAACCACGCUCACAAGUGCCAGUCACAGUACCUGGCCAACCUGGUGUUGAAGAUCAACGUGAAGCUGGGCGGCCGCAACGUGCUGCUGCAGUCAGAGAGCAUCGGCCGCCUGCCCAUGGUGGCGGAGCGCCCCACCAUUGUGUUCGGCGCCGAUGUGACGCACCCCAGCCCGGGAGAUGAUUCGUCUCCUUCCAUCGCUGCUGUCGUCGCUUCUCGGGUAGGUGGGGGAAAAGGGACUGUUGAGUGUCACCAGGAGGCCAUGGGUCGUCUCCCCAUGGUAGCCGAGCGCCCCACCAUUGUGUUCGGGGCCGAUGUGGCCCACCCCAGCCCGGGGGACGAUUCCUCGCCCUCCAUCGCUGCUGUCGUGGCGUCCCGGGGAGAGGCAAUAAGCCGUCUCCCCAUGGUGGCGGAGCGCCCCACCAUUGUGUUUGGCGCCGAUGUCACGCACCCCAGCCCGGGGGAUGACUCCUCUCCUUCCAUUGCUGCUGUCGUCGCCUCCCGGGUAGGUGGGGGGAAAGGGAACGUUGAGUGGUAUGAUUGGGCUAUUGGGCGUGUGCCCAUGGUGGCGGAGCGUCCCACCAUUGUGUUCGGUGCUGACGUCACGCACCCCAGCCCGGGGGACGAUUCCUCGCCCUCCAUUGCCGCUGUCGUCGCCUCUCGGUCGGAGGCCAUGGGUCGUCUCGCCAUGGUGGCUGAUCGUCCCACCAUCGUGUUCGGGGCCGAUGUGACCCAUCCCAGCCCGGGGGAUGACACAUCGCCCUCCAUUGCUGCUGUUGUCGCCUCCCGGCGCCCCACCAUUGUGUUCGGCGCUGAUGUCACCCACCCCAGCCCGGGGGAUGACUCCUCUCCUUCCAUUGCUGCUGUUGUCGCCUCCCGGCGUCCCACCAUUGUGUUCGGUGCUGACAUCACGCACCCCAGCCCGGGGGACGAUUCCUCGCCCUCCAUCGCCGCUGUUGUGGCGUCCCGGGACUGGCCGUGUGCGAACCGGUACGGGUGUCUGCUGCGCACGCAGGCGCACCGGCAGGAGAUGAUAGAGGGGCUGCAUGAGGAGAGGCGCGGGGCGGACGGCAGCGUGCAGGCGGGCGGGUUGGUGCGCGAGCUGCUGAUGGAGUUCUAUCAGACCGCCAAGCGCAAGCCUGAGCGGAUUAUCUUCUUCAGGGACGGUGUUAGUGAAGGCCAGUUCUACCAGGCAGGGGGCCUGGUGCGCGAGCUGCUGAUGGAGUUCUACCAGACCGCCAAGCGCAAGCCGGAACGCAUUAUAUUCUUCAGGGACGGUGUCACAGAAAGGCUGGUGCGCGAGCUGCUGAUGGAGUUCGACCAGACCGCCAAGCGCAAGCCCGAGAGGAUCAUCUUCUUUAGGGACGGGGUCAGCGAGGGGCAGUUCUACCAGGUGCGUUCAGAGCGGUGUGGUGCAGUGCAAUGGGUGCAGGCGGGCGGGCUGGUGCGUGAGCUGCUCAUGGAGUUCUACCAGACCGCCAAGCGCAAGCCAGAGCGAAUUAUUUUUUUUAGGGAUGGUGAAUGCCAGUUCUACCAGGUGCUGGCCUACGAGCUGGAGGCAGUGCGAGCAGCGUGCAGGGCCAUGGACCCGUCGGGCAGCUACAGCCCGCGCAUCACGUACGUGGUGGUGCAGAAGCGGCACCACACGCGGCUGUUCCCCGCUGACAACAACCGCGACAAGAACGGCAACGUCAUGCCGGGGACAGUCGUGGACUCGGUCAUCUGCCACCCGCGCGAGUUUGACUUCUUCCUCAACUCGCACGCAUCCAUCCAGGUGGCUACUGCUGCCCACUUGGCAUUCAUGUCGCGCCUCCGUUUGCUCAAUGUGUCGCCCUUUCCGCUGCUCCACGCUUCCCUCCAAACCCCCUCACCUUCUCUCUCCUUGCCACUGGUAUCAACUGUCUCUCCACGUGUCAUCCGCUCCACCUUCGCCAAAGGCACGUCACGCCCAACGCACUACCGAGUGUUGUGGGACGAGAACAGCUUCACAGCCGACAGCAUGCAGGCGCUCUGCUACUCCCUCUGCUACACCUACGCGCGCUGCACGCGCUCCGUCUCCCUCGUGCCGCCCGCCUACUACGCUGACCUGGCGGCCACGCGCGCGCGCCUCUACCUGGAGGGCAUCUCGGGCAGCAUGCGGGGGAGCGGGUCCGAGAGUGGGUCGGCAGCCGGCCGAGCGGCAGGGGGAGGCGAGGUGGCGGGGUCGGGUGGCACGGGGAGCUCCAGUGGGUCGUCCAGGGUGGGGGGGGCGCCGCCUGUGGUGCCGCUGCCAGUGGUCAUGCCUGUCCCCAGGAAGGGCAUGUUCUUCUGCUGA